This is a messenger RNA of Penicillium canariense, 789 nucleotides long. RefSeq lists its product as uncharacterized. Gene Ontology annotation, molecular function: oxidoreductase activity. NCBI's taxonomy places the organism in Eukaryota, Fungi, Ascomycota, Eurotiomycetes, Eurotiales, Aspergillaceae. The coding region runs from base 1 to 789 and encodes 262 amino acids. The transcript has 4 exons. The record is from RefSeq and is a predicted model, not a curated record.
AUGGACUCUAUCUGGAAUACCUUCCACUAUCUAGUAUGGAACCCGAUAUACAAGAUAGAAAAGCCAUUCCAGAUCUACUCUGAUGUCCCGGCAGAAGCAGAGGAUCAACGACAGACAAAUCUAAAAUUCGAGCUCGCGCCUACUGCCGAGAUAAUCCAGGACGUACGUGGUCGGGAGUCACUCUUCACACUCGACAGCAAUGGAUUCCAAUAUAUCAAGCACCAUUCCAACGUCUCAGAAUAUGAAUUCCGCGACGGAACUGGGGUGGAGGAUCGAUACUUGCCUGAAUGUGAGCUGGUCCUGAAACAGCAGCUGGAUGGCGUGGAUGAGAUUUUGCUUUUUGACUGGAGGAUUCGCCGAUCAGAGACUUCCUUUCAACAUGGGCAGAUUGUCGAUUUCAACGACAAGCACACCGUUUUUGGCCCUGUGAAAACACCCCACGUUGAUGCAUCGCCCGGAUAUGUCAUUGAGGUGGUUGAGCGCAACUUCCCAGACCGUGCAGAUUUCCUACUAAGUGGGCGAGUCAGAUGGAUAAACCUCUGGCGUCCACUUGGCCAACCGGUUGAAUGCUGUCCUUUUGCUGUCUCCGAUGGAACCACGGUCAGGGAGACAGGUCUGGUGGAAGCUAAUCGUGUUCGACGAGCAUUGGUCAACUCGACGCUGUUUGCUAUGUACCAGGAAGAUGUUAAAUGGUACUAUAUGAGCCAGCAGACUCCUUCGGACCUCUUGAUAUUUAAGAAUUUUGACAGCCAGGAGGGUGUUGCCAAAUGUGAGUGUCUCCGAUCUUGA